CGUUGACCAAUCCGGGGCCUCAACGGCGGAUAAGAAGAGCCUUCGCUUUUGAAUUAGUGUGCCAUUUGCUCUCCUCCUUCCUCGUGGUUGCGGAUUCCAUCUGGGAAAAGAUACUUCGAAAGGGACCUCGGACUCGGAAAGAUGUGCGAGAAGCUGCCGGAGACCGUAAAUUUCCCGAAGGAGGAGGAGGCGGUGCAGAAGCUGUGGAAGGAUCUGGACGUGUUUCAGACCAGCCUCCACCUGUCGAAGAACCGGCCUAGGUACACGUUUUACGAUGGCCCGCCGUUCGCCACCGGUUUGCCGCAUUACGGCCACAUUCUCGCCGGCACCAUAAAGGACAUCGUGACGAGGUACGCGCAUCAAAGCGGCUUUUACGUGGAGCGUCGAUUCGGCUGGGAUACGCACGGAUUGCCGGUAGAAUACGAGAUAGAUAAGAUGCUCGAUAUUCGUGGGCCCGAUGAUGUUGCAAAAAUGGGUAUCGCGGCGUACAACAAUGAAUGCCGCAAGAUCAUCAUGAAGUAUUCCAAGGAAUGGGAGAUAAUCAUCAGCAGGAUGGGCCGGUGGAUAGACUUCAAGAACGACUACAAGACCAUGUAUCCGUGGUACAUGGAGUCGAUCUGGUGGGUAUUCAAGGAGCUGUACAACAUGGGCCUGGUCUAUCAAGGUGUCAAAGUGAUGCCCUAUUCGACGGCUUGCAACACGCCGCUGUCGAACUUCGAGGCCAGUCAGAAUUACAAGGACGUCACCGACCCGUCCGUGAUCGUGGCCUUCCCUUUACUGGACGAGCCGGGUGUGUCGAUCCUGGCCUGGACGACGACCCCGUGGACGUUACCCAGCAACCUGGCGCUCUGCGCCAACCCCACCUUCGAAUACGCGGAGGUGAGAGACAACGCGUCCGGUAAGGUUUACAUCCUACUGGAGGCUCAGUUGGGACUCGUCUUCAACUCGCAAGACCUGUACACGGUGCAGGGCAAGAGAAACGGCGCGGACUUGAAAGGGAAGGCUUACGAGCCGCUGUUCCCCUAUUACGCCGAUCUCAGGAAGGAGGGCGCCUUCCGAGUGUUGAACGACACGUACGUGACCGCGGAGACCGGGACCGGUAUCGUCCACCAGGCGCCGUACUUCGGCGAGGACGAUUACCGGUGCUGCUUAGAGGCGGGUAUCAUCACGAAGCACCAGGAGGCGGUGUGCCCCGUCGACAGCCGCGGCUGCUUCGUCGAGCCGGUGCACGACUUCCUCGGCAAGUACGUGAAGGACGCGGACAAAGAGAUCAUAAAGCACCUCCGGUCGGAGAAGAAGCUGCUCGUAAGCGGCAACAUCAAGCACAACUACCCGUUCUGCUGGCGGUCCGACACGCCGUUGAUCUACAAAGCCGUGCCCUCGUGGUUCGUCAAGGUGGAGCACAUGAGGGAGAAACUACUGGAGGCGAACAGCGCCACCUACUGGGUGCCGGGGAACGUGAAGGACAAGCGAUUCGGCAACUGGCUGCGCGAAGCGCGCGACUGGGCCAUCAGUCGCAAUCGUUACUGGGGCAACCCCAUCCCGCUGUGGAUCUCCGAGGACAAGCGAGAGAUCGUGUGCGUCGGCAGCAUCGCCGAGCUGGAGGCGCUGACGGGCGCGAAGGUGACGGACCUCCACCGGGAGAACAUAGACCACCUGACGAUACCGUCGAGGCGGGCGGGCCAGCCGCCUCUGCGCCGCUUGCCCGAGGUCUUCGACUGCUGGUUCGAGUCCGGUUCGAUGCCGUACGCCCACGUGCACUACCCGUUCGAGGGUCGCGAGGACUUCUUCCGCCGGUGCUUCCCGGCGGACUUCAUCGCCGAGGGGAUCGACCAGACCCGCGGCUGGUUCUACACGCUCCUCGUGGUGUCGACCGCGCUGUUCGGCAAAACGCCGUUCAGGAACCUCGUGGCGAACGGCUUGGUGCUCGCGUCCGACGGGCAGAAGAUGUCGAAGCGCAAGAAGAACUAUCCGAACCCGAUGGACGUCGUGGAGAAGUACGGCGCGGACGCGCUGCGUCUCUACCUCAUCAACUCGCCGGUCGUCCGCGCGGAGAACCUCCGCUUCAAGGAGGAGGGGGUGCGGGACAUGAUAAAGGACGUCUUCCUGCCGUGGUACAACGCGUUCCGCUUCCUCAUGCAGAACCUGGAGCGCUUCGAGAAGGAGGAGCGCGCCUCCUUCGUCUUCGACGCCGCCGAGUUUCGCUCCGAGAACAAAAUGGACAGGUGGAUAGUGUCAUUCACGCAGACGCUGCUGGGCUUCCUCAAGUGUGAGAUGCACGCUUACAGACUGUACACCGUGGUGCCCCACCUGAUCAAGUACAUCGACAACCUCACCAACUGGUACGUGCGGAUGAACAGGAAGCGCGUGAAGGGCGAGACCGGCGCCGACGACUGCCGGAACGCCUUGAACACCCUCUUCCUGGUGGUCUACACGAUGGUGAGGACGAACGCGCCGUUCACGCCCUUCCUCACGGAAUCCAUGUUCCAGCGUCUGUCCAAGAGGCUACCGCCGUCCGGGGAGAACAUGGACAGCGUGCACUAUCAGAUGAUACCGGAGCCGGUGCCGCGCUUGAUCGACGAGAAGAUCGAGAAGGCCGUGUCGCACAUGCAGACGAUAAUCGAGCUGGGACGCGUGGUGCGGGACAGGAAGACCGUGCCCACCAAGUAUCCCCUGCCGGAGAUCGUGGUGAUCCAUCAGGACCCGGAGGUGCUGCGCGACGUCGUCUCGCUGGAGUCGUACAUCCUCGGCGAGCUGAACGUGAGGAAACUUACGACCACCACGGACAAGGAGAGGUACGGGGUGACGUUGCGAGCCGAGCCGGACCACAAGAGUCUCGGGGCGCGGCUGAAGGGGGAGUUCAAGCGGGUCGCACAGGCGAUCAAGGAGCUGUCGGACGAGCGGCUGCGCACCUUCGUCGACACGAAGGAGAUCGUCGUCGAGGGCCACGUGCUGGAGCCGUCCGAGCUCCGGCUCAUGUUCAGCUUCACCGGCCCGGCCGCCGAGGAGCUCUCGAAACGCUACGAGGCGCACAGCGAGGGCAACGUACUGAUCCUCCUGGACGUCACCCCGGACGAGGAGAUGCGGAACGAGGGUGUGGCGCGAGAGGUGAUCAAUCGGGUGCAGAAGCUGCGGAAGAAGGCGCAGAUGGUGCCCACGGACGACGCGACCGCCUACUAUGAGAUCGGGGAAGCGGACAGCAAUCUGGCGAAGGUGGUGGUCAGCUACAAGGAGUUCAUCGAGAACGUCACGAGGACGCCGCAGAGGGACAUCGGGCAGCUACCGUCCGACGCAGUCGUCAUCCUCGAGGAGAUGCAGAAGAUCAAGGGGGUGGACAUGAAACUCGUGCUGGUGAGAAGCGAACCGAAGUCCCCGCCGGAGGACGGAUCGACGCGGCCCUUCGCCGGUUACGUCAAUCUGCAGCUGGUGAACAUAGAGCCGAGGUUCGGCGCGACCGCCCACCGCGCCACGGUCCUCCUCGACACCCCCGAGGCUUCCGGGCCCAUCACGUACGAGCGUCUGAAACGAGAGGUCGAGCUCAUAUUCGGUAUCUACGGUCUCCCCUACGACCUGUACUUGAAUAACGAAUUGAUCACCGAGGCGAGUGACACGCCGGUGCCGGCCGAAACGUUCGACGGACGAACGCUCAAGGUGGUGAGGCCGGGCACUUCGCCGGCCGGCGGCGAAGACACGCGCACCGCCGUCUGCGAUUUCGUCAACGUGAAGAACGGCACGACGACGGGGAGCGUGCUCUUGGAGAAUCCUAAGGGCGACUUCAUUUUGAGCGACGCGAGGCUCAAACGACAGUUGGGCUCGUUGCUCGACGACUCGGACCUCGCUCUGCCCUGCCGCGCGACGCCGACGAAUCACCUGCGCGGCCGAACGUUGGAGUUUUAGCGGCUCGAGUUGAAAGUUGAAUCGUUUUUCUUUUUUUCCUUUUUUUUUUUUUGCCGGUUCCUCGAACAAUCGCAUCGUCGAGAAGGAUGUGAAGAAAUACGCGAGCAUCUUGUGAAGAUACAUUAUUGUUAUCGCAUUUUGUAACGCGCGUUUUGAGUUUCUAAGAGAGGGAAACGGAGUAUUUUUAACUAUCGAGUCGGGAAAUAUCUAAGAAUAAAAAAGAAAAGAACUCGGGAUAUACAUUUUUCGUUCCAGUUUCGCAAUGGUUCUCUGACUAACAGGUAUAUGUAGGUGAGUAUAUAAAGAUAUAUAUAUAUUUUGCUGCGAGGAAAGUAGCGAUUAAUAUUUAAACAUUAUUUAUCGCAAAGUUACCGCAUUUAUUUAAUACAAGAUCAAGGUUAAUAUAUGGAUAUAUAUGUAUUGGACAUUUUGCUGUCUUUGUAUUGAGAAAGAAAAAGGGAAAGAUUAAUCGUCACUUUGAUAUUAAGUUGCUUUUGGGAUUUUGUCACCGUAUUUAUUUCUUUCUAUACUUUUGGAAUUUUAUCACUGUAUUUAUUUCUUUCUAUGCAUUCUUUUGAUAUUUAUAUCCUUCAGAUCGCUCUCGACUAUUGUAAAGCGUAAUUUUUGCCUCUCGAUGUCUCCUUAAAAUUUAACGAAAAUUUGCAGUUACUUCAUUUCUCCUCUUUAUUAAUAUUUACGAAAUCUUAUCACGUCUUAUCAAUCUUAUCACGUACUUAUACGAUGUACAUACUUAUAAUACAACCGUAUUUAUUUCUAAGAAGUAGGAAGAGCACGUGAUAAAAGCAUUAAAUAAAUUAGACGUUUAUUGACAUCGGAUAAAAACAAUUGGCAUAUAUUUAUUGUGAGCUAACUUGAAUAGAAAUUAUAUAGCACACUGAGCGCGAUAAAAAGAGAGAGAGAGAGAGAGAGAGAGACAAUAAUAUGUACCGCCACUUCCCCCAUCUUGACUAUAUUAUAAACAUCUAUGAAAAAUCUUAUUCAUGUUUUAUACUUAUUUCGAAAUCUAAUUCGUUAUAGACGCGUUGACGCAUUAUAUAUAUCAUUUUCUCUUUACAUACAAAUUGUACAACACAAAUAAAUAAUAUUUCGAGCUUGCAUUAGACGUAGGUCGUAGAUAAUUUAAUUCCCUUUCCCCUUCGAUUUUUUUUUUAUUUAUUUAAAUGCAACUCCACAUUACCGGCAAUUACAAUUUCUCAGCUCAUUAGACGUAACUGCCCGAAUCUUUACGAUGCUUAAAUAUGUGUGUGUGUGUGUGUGUGUGUGUGUGUGUGUGUGUAUUUGUAAAAUAAUUCCAUUAAACUCGGCAAAUCUCAAACAAUCGUAAUAUAUAUUUGCAGUAUCAUUUGAUAACAUUUCACCGAAUGUUAAACAACGUACUAUACAAAAUUUAAAGGAAAAAAAAA
Messenger RNA from Dinoponera quadriceps, 5321 nucleotides. It is a transcript of the gene IleRS, whose product is annotated as isoleucine--tRNA ligase, cytoplasmic. Gene Ontology annotation, molecular function: aminoacyl-tRNA deacylase activity; ATP binding; tRNA binding. The coding region runs from base 142 to 3897 and encodes 1251 amino acids. NCBI's taxonomy places the organism in Eukaryota, Metazoa, Arthropoda, Insecta, Hymenoptera, Formicidae. Gene Ontology annotation, biological process: isoleucyl-tRNA aminoacylation. The transcript is spliced from 2 exons. The record is from RefSeq and is a predicted model, not a curated record.